Adineta steineri is the source of this 4962-nucleotide messenger RNA. The record is from the annotation of a GenBank genome assembly. NCBI's taxonomy places the organism in Eukaryota, Metazoa, Rotifera, Eurotatoria, Adinetida, Adinetidae.
AUGGAUGAUGAUCAUGAUGCAUUAUUUGAUGAAAAUUCGCUAUCUGAUAGUGGAAUUGAUGUAACAGCAGAUGAUGAUAUAGCUGAAGAAACUAUAGUUGAUCAAAUUUUUGAUGAAAAAUUAGAAGCUGAACUUGAAGAAGGAAAUAAAAUUGCAUCUGAACCUGCAGAAGCUCCUUUACCUGAAGAUGAAGAAACAGAUUCGAGUGAUAGUGGUGUUAAUGAAAGUAUUACUUCGGAUAUUGAUCAAAGAGAUUCACAUAAUCCUCCACGUGAUGUACAGAUGUUUACAAAUCUUGGACGUAGUAAACAUAGAAGAAAAGUAGUUGAUGGAAGAGAUUCUCCAAAUCCUCCAUGUAUUGCACAAAUGAUUACAAGUCCUAGUUCUGGACGUGGUCGAUUUGGAAAGAAAGCGCUUGAUGAAAAUAAUCAAGAAUUACCACCACCUAGUAUCACUUCUUUUAAGCAAGAAGAUUAUUAUUCAAAACCUGCACGAAUCGCAAGACUACCACCUUCAUACUAUCGAAAUCGACAAGAUCCAUCAGUAGCGAAUGUACGUCGCACACGUUUCGCAGAGUCUCCAUUAAUUAAUUUUCAAGCAACAUUUAAUCAAAUAUUAAUUAUUGUAGAUCAAGAUGAUUUAGAAGAUAAAAGCUACCUGCAUGCAUGUAAAUGUCUACAAGAACAAUUGCCUGACGAUAUUAAACUUGAUUUAAAAAAACCUCAUUAUGAUAUUUGGAGUUUUGGUUUAUAUAUCUAUAAAAUAGAUUUCGAACACCCUUUGAGUUUCGAUCUUCUCAAGAUUUCUCCUCAACAAACUGAUAAUGAAGAAAAACGUCCAUACUGGUUUACGUUUAAACGGAAGCCUACGUUUCAAGAUUCUAUUAUACGUGAAAAAGUUUCAAAAAAACCUGAUGAACGUCCUGGAACAUGUGUUAGACUUAGUCGUUCAAUAUAUUCAGAUCUAUCUUAUGGUGCACUAACAUCAAUGAACUAUUUUUAUGUUUCUGAUGAUUAUAUAAUUCGUAAGAAAAGUAUAUGGUCAUUACUUUUUCAUGAAGAACGUCUUGAAAUUCACACAAAUUCAUUUGAAAAAUUAUCUAAUGAUACAGAUCCAAUAAUGAAACAAAUAAAAUAUAGAAUAUCGCCCGAUAUUAUUGAUCGUGCAGCUAUUAUUCAUUUGUGGAAUGAUGGGUUUAGUUUAUUUUUGAAUAUGAAAGGAAAUGUUCAUGAGUUCAAUCGAGAACGCAAACCAAAAUAUGCGGACGAUGGAGAGAGAAUAUGGUUUAAACGACAAGGAAAACGUGAUCGUAAAAUAAUGCCUUCAUUUUCAACGAUUCGUUUACGAAUACGACUUAAAAAUACCGAAUCAAUAACUGAAUGUCUUGAAAAAGACGGAAAAAUAGUAAAAGAUAUGUCUGAUAAUGAUAAAGACAAAAUUUUAAAAGAUACUACUGCUGAAUUACUGAAACAAAUACGAGAAACAUUUAGAAAUUUAUUAGAUUUUUUUUAUAACAAUCGUAUUCAUGUUUGUUUUGGUUCAAUAAAAACAAAAAAUAUAUCUUUACAACAAAUAGAAACCCUUAACAACCACAUGUUUCCAACAUUUAUUCAAUCAUAUUCAUGGGCUAUGUUAUGUAGUAUUGGUUUUCGUGUACAAGUUCAAUUAUAUCGUUCACAACAAUCUAUUAAUCAAUUACAUGAAUAUUCCAAAGUGGUGUAUGAAGACGAAAACGAACAAGAGAUUGACAAUCGUUUUUAUAGUUUAUGUAUUUAUCUACAUCGUCGUACGUCAGAAUAUUUUUUUCUUGAUUUUAAUACAGAAAUUCAAAUUGGUAUUGAUAUCUAUAAAGCCAAACAUCAACAAUACAAAGCCAAUAAACGUCCAGUACCUAUAUUUAACAAGUCAUGUACAUCAACAGCUUAUGUUCCAUCUAUAGUUUUAACACCAACAACAAUAAAAAUUCGUCCAUUAAAAUUAUGUAAAUUAAAUCGUGUUCUUCGUGAAAAAGAAUUUGGUGGUGUUUUAAAUUUUGCUCUGGUUGAAUUACGUGAUGAAGCUCAACGUUUACUUUUUCCAUCUGUAUUUCGAUCAUUGAAAGAUCAAAUAUUAGAAUAUUUAAAAGAUGGAUUUGAUUUAACAUCAACAAGAAAAUAUAAAUAUCUACAUCAUUCUCAAAGUCAAAUAAAAACUAAGCAAUUUUGGUUUUAUUAUCACAAUAAAGAAGAGAAACGUCUUUCACAUGAAGAUGCUUAUACUUGGAUGGGGAAUUUUGACAAAGAGCGUAUUGUGGCUAAACAUGCUGCACGUAUUGCUCUGUGUUUUACAAGUACAGAUGCAACAAUUCAGAUUAAGGCAGAAACAGUCACCUAUGUUCGUGAUAUAAAAGAUCCAACAGGUGAAUAUACAUUUACUGAUGGUGUUGGAACAAUUUCAACACAACUUCGUGAUGAGAUCAAAGACUUCUUAGAUCCUUAUGGUAACCGUCGCAGCUUUAGCGUUUUACAAAUUCGAUACGGCGGUUGUAAAGGAACUCUUUCUGUGGAUUCAAGACUUGAUGGACAACGAUAUCAAUUGCAAAUUCGAGAUUCAAUGAAUAAAUUUACUACUGAUCAUGAUAUACUUGAAUUAUGUAAAUUAUCAGCACCGCGUCCUCUGUUUCUGAAUCGACAAGAUAUUGUGUUACUUGAAAGUCGUGAUAUACCUCAUGUAAAUUUUCUUAAUCUUCAAAACGAACAUCAUUUUUGGCUUGUCUGUGCAUUAUUAAAACCAGAAAAUGCUUAUAAAUUAUUACAAGAAAAACUAUUACCUGUAUUCAAACUUCGUAAAAUAGCUCGAAAUAUAAAUAUUGUUGAAGAGCCGUUUUUUAUUAAAUUAAUAAUAACAUGCGCAUUUAAUAUUAUACGUGAAUUAUUGGAUAGAACAAGAAUAUAUAUAUCCGAUGAAGAUGCUAGAAAUAUGUUUGGUAUUGUUGACGAAUAUGGUGUACUUGAAAACGAGCAAGUAUUUAUUCAAUAUUCACCGAUGCGUCAAAAUAAAUUAUAUUUUUCCAAAGAAGAAGAAGAAAACGAUAUUCAACCUAGAGUUAUAACCGGAAAAGUUAUUGUUACAAAAAAUCCAUGUCAUCAUCCAGGUGAUUUAAGAGUAUUUGAUGCUGUUGACCAUAAGAAGUUACACGAUCUAGUAGAUGUCAUAGUUUUUCCACAAAAAGGCCCUCGGCCACAUCCAAAUCAAAUAUCUGGAUCUGAUUUAGAUGGAGAUGAAUAUGUUGUUAUAUGGCUUAAAGAUUUAAUACCAACAACACCUAAUGUAGAUGCAUAUAAGUAUGAUUCUCAAGAAGACCCACCUAAAAUGAAUCGACCAAUAACUCGAGAUGAUAUUAAUCAAAUUGUUAUGGAAGUUAGUGAACAAGAUUGUCUUGGAAGUUUAUCAAAUAUUCAUUUAGCUUAUGCUGAUAAAGAAAAAGAAGGUAUUAAAUCUGAAGUAUGUACAAAUUUAGCUGGAUGGAUUUCGCAAGAAGUUGAUGCAGCGAAAACUGGUAAACAUCCAUUAACAGAAGAACAAAUUGUUGAACUUAGAGAGAAUUUUGGAACAAAAUGGCCCGAUUUUAUGAAAGCUCGAGGAAAAAAAGACUACUAUCCAUCAGAACGUAUUCUUGGUAAAUUAUAUCGUUCAGCGCGUCGUGCUGCAAAUGGUUGGGUUCGAGCAAUAAGUAAUUAUGGUAAUGCACGUCAUAUACAAGAAGCUCUGACAUUAACUUCUGAUCCUAAUAAAAAGGAUCAAGAAAACGAUGAAACUAUUAUUAGAAUGGAUAUCUCACCAAAUUAUACGCAAACACUUGAUCCAUAUAUAAAACAUAAAGAUUAUCAACAUUAUCUUCCUGAGAUAAAACGUUUAUAUCGAAUUUAUCAAAGUGAAAUACUUGAAAUAAUAAGUCUAUAUCGAUUUCACGAUGAGAUUGAUCUUCUCUGUCGUUGCGAUUCUAUGGAUACAUCAGGUGGUAAAAAAGGUGGUAUUGAAGAUUCCGCUGCAAUAGAAGUAAAAAAUUUAAUUCAAAGAACUAUCCGAGCAUUUUUCGCUGAAUUCGAUGAGCGACGUGAUAAAUACAAAUGCUGUACAGUUAGAAUUGACCCAACUUCUUCUCGUAGAAAAACAAUCGAUUGUAACACCUGCAAAAGCAAAAAACAAGCUAAAGCAGCGUGUGCUUAUAUUUAUACUUAUGAAAAAAGCAAUCGACUACCACCAAAAUCUACUCAACGUGUACUAAGUUAUCCUUGGCUUUUUGCCAAAUAUCUUAUUGGAUUAAGAUACCUUAAUAGACCAGAAGGUUUCGCUGAUCAAUCAGAUAAUAUUAUGCUUCAAGCAUGUGUCUCAUAUCUUAAUGAAUUUAACCCAAGAUUUAAAGUAUUUGUUUCAACAAACUCACUGAAUAUUCAAUUCGCUGAUUUACAUUAUGAAGAAGUCAAAGAAAAACCAUCAAGUCUAUUAUUAAGGACUAAAAGAUCAGACGAGAAAACUUGUUCUGUUUCAUUACUUCGUAUUUUGUUUAUUGAAAUUUUAAAUGAUUGGUUCAUAAAACAAAAAAUAUUUGGUAACGAAUGCAAAGAAACUGAUCAAAAACCUUUAAUACCUGAGUCUAUUUGGCAAGAAUUAGUUAUACAUUUUCUCACUGGCACAUAUCAAUCAGAUGUCAGAGUUUCAUCGUUCUCAAAAUAUCAAAAUUCAAUCAUGGAACAAUAUAGUCAGAGAAUUAAAAACUAUUGUCAAGACUGGUCAAAUACCGAAUCUAUAGAAUUAUAUGAGAUGUUUGGCGAAUUGCAUUCACUUAUUAUAGAACAUACUAAAAGAACAAAAUCAACACUAUGGUCAUAUCUAGAUGAAUAUAUUAUAUUGGCUUUACAAUGUAUUGGAAUUGAAAAGCAACUGACUGAUAAAUGGAUCUUCCUAAAAGAUUCUACUUAA